AUGCCCACACCACAAUCCAUACUUUCUUCAGACAUGGACUGUGGACACGUCGACCGAGUCUUCAUCAUACGCUAUUGGAAGGACCUUGGUGCUAAAUGGACCGUUGUGGAUUACCAAAGUAAUGUUCACCAUGUUACUUACAACAUGGAUAUUCACACUCCAAUGAUUACUCAAGGCUGGAACCAACUAAGAUCUUUCUAUGGAGAUCAGUCUGACAAGUUGCUUGUGUUCAAAUACGUGGGAAAUUCAUCUUUCGUAGUCCACGUCUCUAAACGUUCUGCAGACACAGGAAUCAAGACCAAGUUCCUCAACAAUGUUGCCAUACGUCGUCCUCUCUCUAUGUCGAACUUAAUCCAUUUUACUGUUGAACUAUCCACAUACUACUGUCAAGCAAGCCACCUGAUGACGACGAAACAAUGCAUAUUGGGUGAUCAAUCCAUACUUGCAACCAAGUGGAAGGGUGGAUUCUUUUCUAUGUUCAUCGAAGAACAGGAUUUUGGUGACGUCAACCGAUUGUUUGUCAUUACAUUAGGCCGUGAACUGGGUCCAGUUUGGACAAUUUCUGAUAGCAAGGGUAAUAUGCACCAUGUUACCUUCAACAUGGAUAUUUAUAAUCCAAGGAUUACUGAUGGCUGGUGUGAUAUAAGAAAAUUCUAUGAUUUAAAACCACUGAGACUAUGUUACUUAAGGCAUACUGGAAAUUCUGUUUUUGAAAUACACCUUUAUGAUCACUGUUCAAAAACAACUUUGCAAAAAUUUCAAACUCAUGUUCGAUCAAAUCUUCCACUCACAACGUCAAAAUUAAUUCACUUUGAGUUCCGCCUUUCUAAAUACAACUGCAAAUCAAGCUCUCUGGAUUUGAAUUCAGACCUAUGUAAGUAUUUUCGCAAUAGUAAUUUCUCAGAAAUUGUGCUUUACGGUCCAAAAGCACAGGUUCAAUGCAAGUUGUUAAUUAGAGCUAGAUCGGUGAAGAUUGGCAGUGGAUGGAAAAAGUUUUGUGAACUACAUGGACUAGAGGAAAGGGAUAUAAUACUUCUUGAGGUUGACGGUGAAAAAAUCAACAUGUCUCUCUCUGAAGUUCAAAAGCAAACUCAAAAUGUAAGCCAAGUUACUCCAGAAAAGGAGAAUUGGAAUAUCAUCGUUAGGGUGAUACGUUCAUGGUUCGUUCCAGAUUUCACUAAACAGAGGUGUCCUUUUUCCAUGGAGUUGGUUAUUCAAGACAAAGAGGGUUCUAAAAUACAUGCUUCCAUCAAACGUACUCUGAUUUACAAAUUCCAGACUAAAAUUUCUGAAGGUCAUGUUUAUGCCAUACAAAAUUUCAGUGUUGCUCCAAAUUCUAGAAUAUACAGAACUACGCACCACCCUUAUAAGAUUAAUUUCCAGUUUGGUACCAAAGUUAGUUUGCUUGAUGGUAACUUGGUUUCUGAUGUGAAACCACAAUACACACCUUUGUCAUUAUUGACAACCACUGGAUUCGAUACUGAUUAUUUAGUUGAUAUAUUGGGAUUACUGGUCGGAGUGGGUACUGAAAGAGAAUUGCAAGUUGAUGGAAAGACAACAAAAUUAAAUGUCAUUGCAAUAGAAGUUGAUGGAAUGUGCUUUGAGGCAUUUGAUAUAACACUAAGAGAUAUUAUGCGAAAUGUUGAUGAUGCCAAUAAUGACAAACCAUUUGGUGGCAAAGCAGUUGUUUUAGGAGGUGACUUCAGACAAAUUCUACUCGUUAUAAAGAAAGGAUCUAGGUUUGAUAUCAUCAAAUCAGCCAUCAAUUAUUCAGAGUUAUGGAAUUGUUGUAAAGUGCUCAAACUGUCCAAGAACAUGAGAUUAAGUACUACAACAAACAAUCAAACAGCCAAUGAUAUCAAAGAAUUUGCUGAUUGGAUAUUUAAAAUUGGAGAUGGCCAAAUGGAUGUAAAUGAGAAUGGUGAGUGCAUGGUAGAAAUUCCAGAAGAGCUGCUGAUUAUAAAUACAGAUGUACCUUUAUUGUCAUUGGUUGAAUUUGUCUAUCCUCAAUUUGUGGUUAACAUGAUGAAUCCAAAUUAUUUUGAUGAUGGAGCAAUCUUGUGCCCAACUAAUGAUUCUGUAGAGCAAGUCAAUGAUUUCAUGUUCUCUUUAUUAGGUGGUGAAGAGGUGACUUAUUUAAGUUCAGAUACACCUUGCCAAUCUAAUGAACAAGAUGAAGUUCAAUCUGAAUGGUUUACAUCUGAAUUUUUAAAUGAUAUCAAAUGUUCAGGGAUACCAAAUCAUAAACUCAAGCUCAAAAUAGGUGUGCCAAUUAUGCUCUUGAGAAAUAUUGAUCAAGCAAAAGGUCUUUGCAAUGGCACAAGAUUGCAAGUCAACCAUUUGAGUAAAAAUGUAAUCUCUGCAACUGUAAUUACUGGAAAAAACAUUGGUGACAAAAUUUUUAUUCCAAGAAUGGAUUUAGUGCCAUCUGAUUCAGGAUUGCCUUUCAAAUUCCAAAGAAGACAGUUCCCAAUUUCAUUAUGCUUUGCAAUGACGAUUAACAAAAGUCAAGGACAAACACUUUCUAGAGUGGGACUUUAUCUUCCACAACCUGUAUUCACACAUGGCCAACUAUAUGUUGCUAUUUCUAGAGUGAAAACCAAGAGAGGAUUGAAAAUACUUAUAUUGGAUGAAAAUGGAAAUAUCACAAACACAACUAAAAAUGUUGUGUACAAAGAAAUUUUUGAAACUCUUUGACAAUGAACACAUUAUAGGUAUGUCAUUUCUAAUUUUCUUUUAAUUUGAAAGUUUGUAUAAAUU
Vigna unguiculata (cowpea) is the source of this 2760-nucleotide messenger RNA. RefSeq lists its product as uncharacterized. The record is from RefSeq and is a predicted model, not a curated record. NCBI's taxonomy places the organism in Eukaryota, Viridiplantae, Streptophyta, Magnoliopsida, Fabales, Fabaceae. Gene Ontology annotation, biological process: DNA repair; telomere maintenance. Gene Ontology annotation, molecular function: DNA helicase activity.